Molecule: messenger RNA, 1333 nt
Organism: Hyaloscypha bicolor E
Lineage: Eukaryota; Fungi; Ascomycota; Leotiomycetes; Helotiales; Hyaloscyphaceae
Exons: 2
Coding region: 152-1183 (343 amino acids)
Source: RefSeq, a predicted model, not a curated record
CUCACAACCAACAUUUUGAUCUCGACUGGUCGCCUAUUGCCCGAUGCAUGGCUCGCCCCAUACCUAACGAGGCCAUGAUACGAAAGAUCUCUCCAUUUUGCUCGCCUUCGACCUUUCCACCAUUUGAGACCUUUGCGCGCAAGCCUUCGCCAUGGAGAAGUACUCCCAGUUCCGCGAUCGAGGAUCUGGAAUAGCUCCAUUCUUCCCCGUCACCUCAACUCCAGCGGGCAUCUACCUUCCCGUCCAUAUCUUCCUAUUUCUUUUCAAAUUACCGUUCUUCGUCACCGUUGCGACCACAUACUUCCUCUUCCUACAAUGGUUCCCACUGGGUUCGCUGCCGAAGAAGGCAAUACUCUGGAUGAUGCUCGGCAUUCCCGGAAUAUGGUGGAUUGAUCUACAAAUCGAUGGAGUCAAGAAAGGGUCACUCGCAAAGAAGCAUGAGGGUCGUGUGCCCCAGCCUUCGAACGUAAUCGCAUCAUCGUUCACCUCCCCCAUCGAUUCCCUAUACCUUGCGGCCAUCUUCGACCCCAUAUUUACGGUCUCGUACCCCCAUACACGCCAAAUUCAAGAAAUCUCGCUCUUUGGCGCAAUCCUUCGAGCCCUAUUGAGACCACAGGAGCAUCCUCCCAAAGGGGCGAAAAUGACGGAUCUGAAGGAUCUUCUCGCUGAGCAUCCACAACGAGUUAUUGUGGUCUUCCCCGAAUGUACGACCACGAAUGGUAAAGGAAUCCUGCCCUUCAGCCCGAGUCUUCUGACCACUCCCCCUGGAACCAAGAUCUUUCCCGUCAAUCUUCGAUACUCCCCGCCAGACGUUACAACGCCCGUUCCCGGGCUUUAUUUUUCUUUCAUAUGGAACCUCCUCUCCAGACCAACGCACUGCAUUCGUGUCCGGAUUGCAGAGGUCGUUUAUAAUACUUCGAAGCCUACGGACCCAGUGGCAGAGAAGAAAGAGCGAUACCUAACCAAUUUCCUUGAUACUUUAGGAGAAGAUUCGGCGAUGACGAGCAGUACGGAUACUUUGGCAAGCCUGAGCGAUCAGCCUGCCGAAGUGAAUGCAGAGGAGAAGAGAAUCCUUGAUAAAGUUGGAGAAGCACUUGCUCGUCUGGGUAGAGUCAAGAGAGUGGGGUUGACAGUGAAGGACAAGGCUGCUUUUAUCGAUGCAUGGUCUAAGAGAAAGCGGUAGAUCUCAUAACUAGAUUUGCCUUUUGGCUUUUGGGGGGGGGUUGUGUUAAAUAGGUAGCGACAGCAUAGCUUGCAGAUUCCCAAUCCAAACAUUGUCUUCAUGGCGAGGCUUUUGGCCCCGAUACCUCUUUUGCUGCCAGGCCGUUUUCUU